This is a messenger RNA of Eublepharis macularius, 2672 nucleotides long. It is a transcript of the gene ATXN7L2, whose product is annotated as ataxin 7 like 2. The record is from RefSeq and is a predicted model, not a curated record. The transcript has 8 exons. The coding region runs from base 47 to 2095 and encodes 682 amino acids. Lineage: Eukaryota; Metazoa; Chordata; Lepidosauria; Squamata; Eublepharidae.
UGAGCUGGAAGAGAACAAUAAGAAUGGGAGCAAGAGGCUGGAUGCAAUGACUCUCAUUAAAGAAGAGAGACGACAUGGACCUCUCAGCAAGCUCUAUACCCGGGUGCAGGCCUCGUCCAAUUUGCAGAAAUGCCACACAAUCAAUGGGCGAACUCUUAUUAGUGGAGGUCAUGGAUCUGCCAAAUCCUGGCGGGAGAAAUCCCAGAGCUCCUUCAGUCAAGCCCAGCACCCACCUGAGAGGCCAGACAAGAGGCCGAAGGACAACCUCUGCUUGUUUGUGCCUGUUGUGAACCUAGAGAAGAUCUCUAGCCUUCCAAAGCCUGAUGGGGAUGGAAUCAAGGCCACCCCAAGACCCUCUGACCCUGCUAUCUCCAGACAGUCUUCUGCCAGCUCAAAAGAGGCUGUGGGCAAAUCUUCCCUAGCGGCAUCACCAAAAGAAUCUGUAGUGCCAGCCAAGGCAGGUGGCAACUCCAUUGUGCCCACAGAUGGCUUGAGCAGGAAAUUGGAGAAUCCUUCAACCUUGGGAGAGAAGGAACAUGUGAAGUCUCUGAAGAAGAUGCCACGGAAAGAAUGUGACCUAAACAGGCAGUGUGGAGUAAUGAACCCUGAAACCAAGAAGAUUUGCACACGGUUAUUGACCUGCAAGAUCCAUUCUGUGCAUCAACGGCGCGAGGUGCAAGGACGUGCCAAGGAUUUUGACGUCUUGGUGGCUGAGCUGAAGGCCAGUGCCAGGAAAGGGGAGUCCCCCAAAGAUAAGAGCCCAGUCAGGAAGGAAGCAACUUCUGAAAGACUCUCCCAAGACUUCUCCUCAUCAUCACAGACAUCGCUGGUCCUGCCUAACUCUUCUCCUUGCCGAGUGAAGCAACCUCACUCACACUGUGCACUUUCCAGGUCUAGGGUAUCCUCUGAAAGUGACCUUGAUGACCUGCCCACCACUUCAGGUGAAGCUGACCACGGGCUCUACCCUUUCCCAGCACCCAAAGGCACCAGUCGGAUUUCAAGUGAGGAGAGCGAGGAUGAUACAGCAGAGGAUGUUCGCAAGCUGGAUUGCCAUUAUGCAACACAGGCACCACGUCCCCAAGCAUUCUGCACUUUUGGAAGCAGAUUAGUGAGCCCUGGGUGUUAUGUGUUUAGCCGACGACUGGAUCGAUUCUGCUCAGCACUCAGUACCAUGCUGGAAAGGCAUCUCAGCUCUCACAUGUGGAAAAGGAUCCCUCCAGCUGCUGAUCACCAGCUGCUCUCCACGCCAUCACCUGUGCUUCUGGGCUUCUCUACAUCCAGCAAUUACCAGAACAACAGUUCCUCUCUGGUUUGCAGCCUUCCCCACAGCCUCCCUGGCAGGACCUCUGUGUCCUGUACACCUUCAGCGACAGUGGCAUCCAGGGAGAGCCGCACUCACCACAGUAUGAACUAUGCAGUGGGGUCACCCCAUGUUGCAGCCGCCUGCAGCCAGUCAGACUGCAUGGGCGGGAGUCAGUCCAUUACCUCCCCACUCCCAGCCAACACCCCUUCACCAUCCUUCAGCAAGUUGCCUUUGACCAAGGCCAGUAAGUCCUCCAAAACCAAGGAGCUGGCUGGCAGCAUAGAGCCAGAGGCUGUGGCCCGGAAGCGCAAGCAGUCUCCCAGUGCCCCUGCUAGUCCACCGUACAAACAGACCUGUUUUCUGGAUCUGGGCAAAAGCAAGGCUGCUGGCUGCCCAGCGUCCCAUCCCUCUGCAAAAGCCAAGCCAUCUGUGAUUGCUUCCUCCCCUCUCCCCCUCAAUGGAACAGUCUCUGCAGGUGCCAGGAUCAAAAGGGUAGGCCAUCUAGACUGCAGGGCUCCCAGCCAUGUACCAGUCAAAGCUUCACAGCUGGAGAACCGGGGCUCCUCACUGAAUGCCCCCAAAGCAUUGCAGGCCAACUGCAUCUCAGAUGAGGAGGCCAAGCGACGCAAGAAUACAGCCACCUACUGUAGGCCAGUGAAGGCCAAGCACGCCCCUUCUCCCUUGCCUUCCCCUUCCUCAUCUGACUUGAGUGGCUCUAUCAGAAGGAAGAAGCCAGUUGUUUCCCUGGGCUUUGAGGAGAAGCAGAACACAAUGAAGGUAGGUGUAUCCUGAGCCUGUGGCUCCCCCCUUUCUUCCCACUUCCAGGGAGUCCUGCUGACACAAGCUGAGCUAAGGCUGAGAACUUUAUGACCAGGACUUUUCAGAAAAUGUUUCACAGACAUUUCAGUUUGGGUAGAGUCUAUAUGAGGAGUUUCAAGCAAUAUCAAGAGACAAAACUGAACUGCUGUUUAGUAAAAAGUGUUCAAGUGUGCCAGUUGUAUCUCAACUGCACUAUCACAGCAGGAUUGUAGAACAGUGUAGCAAAAAGGGAACACCAUGCCAAGCUCUUGACCACAAUUUCCAGAACUUGCAUCUCUUUUACUAGUGCUGCCAGUCAACUCAAGCUUGAAUUGGCUGGGUUUGUUUUUUUCCCAUGAACCAAUGUUAAGCUGUUAAAAUAGAUACAUUUUGAAAAGACCCUGUAAUAAUUGUAGAUGCUUCUGGGAAGUUCACAACCAGGGUAUGAUGGCCACUCCCUUGUUCUUUAUUCCUUCUCCUGUUCCUUCUCACUAUUGUUAUAGUUGAAGCUGCCAAUUCAGAUUGGAGAGGAGGUGUCUGGGGUAUAAACCUUGUAUAAUCAAGGAUUAAU